UCGCACAACAUAUACAACAGCAACUCAUCUCAAACCAAAUUCAGUUUCAUCAUCAACCAAACUCAUCUCAACAUUUUCUCAACAUUUUAAGGUUAUAAUUAAGCUUACAUGACAACCUACGCAAAAUCUCCUUCCUCUUCUUCUUCUUCUCCUUCUCCGUCUUCUCCAAAAAAAUCAUCUUUUGCGAGAUUAUGCCGCAAGUUGUCCCCCAAGAGCGGGAGGACGCCGUCACUAGAUCAAGUGGAAGUUGAUCAAGUAGUGGAAUCGCAGCAGCAGCAGCAGCUCCGAAUGGUGUUCAAUUACAUGGACGAGGACGGUGACGGCAAGAUAUCCCCGGUUGAGUUGCGUAGCUGCGUGGGGGCGGCUGGAGGGCAGCUGUCUAGGGAGGAGGCAGAAGCCGCCGUGGCAUGUUCCGACAAAGACGGGGACGGGCAUUUGGGGUUCGAGGAGUUUUGUAGUCUGAUGGAGACGAGUCAUGAGACGGAAGAGGAGAAGGUGAAGGAGCUGAGAGAGGCGUUUGGGAUGUACGCGGCUGCCAUGGAAGAGUGCAUAACUCCAGGGAGCUUGAGGAGGAUGCUGGGGCGACUGGGGGAGUCACGGUCUCUUGAGGAUUGCAAGGCCAUCGUUAGAGUAUUCGACCUCAAUGGAGAUGGGGUUCUCACCUUUGACGAGUUCGCCCUUAUGAUGCGCUAGGCUUACUUAGCUUUUUCAUUUCCCAUGUUCCGCUUCGGUUCAUCAGUUCCUUGUACAUUGAUAUUCAUAUUCAUUAUUUUUUCUCUUUUGAUUUAUACAUUACAAUCACAGUCAAGUGCCAAGUUAUAUAGGAGUUGUUCUUUUAAAGUGUAA
Molecule: messenger RNA, 846 nt
Organism: Morus notabilis
Lineage: Eukaryota; Viridiplantae; Streptophyta; Magnoliopsida; Rosales; Moraceae
Product: calcium-binding protein CML39
Exons: 1
Coding region: 109-693 (194 amino acids)
Molecular function (GO): calcium ion binding
Source: RefSeq, a predicted model, not a curated record